Lemur catta (Ring-tailed lemur) is the source of this 2221-nucleotide messenger RNA. RefSeq names its product zinc finger CW-type and PWWP domain containing 1 (gene ZCWPW1). Bases 89 to 2050 code for a protein of 653 amino acids. Gene Ontology annotation, molecular function: zinc ion binding. NCBI's taxonomy places the organism in Eukaryota, Metazoa, Chordata, Mammalia, Primates, Lemuridae. The record is from RefSeq and is a predicted model, not a curated record. The transcript has 16 exons. Gene Ontology annotation, cellular component: nucleus.
AGAAAGUUUAAAAUCAUGUUUAAUCAGAGCCAUAGCAAUUAAUUUCUUUUUUCUAACAGUGGCAAAGAAAGUGUAGUUUCUGAGCUGAAUGAUGACAACACUGCAGAAUAAGGAAGAAUGUGGAAAGGGACCAAAGAAAAUCUUUGCCCCACCUGCACAAAAAUUGCAUAGCCUGAUACCUUGUAGCCCUAACUUUCCCAAGGAGGAGACUCUGGGGAUUACUUCCCCAGAGACAGAGACCAGGCCACACCUGCCAAAGGCUGGAUUAGAGAAGAAGGAAGAGAAAGCAACCACAGAGAAUGGUCCAAGCAGUGGCCAGAAGAAAAAAGGAAAGGCUCAAGACAACAAGCAAGUAGAGAAGAAAGCAAAGGAAAAAUCAAGUAUUUCCAAUGCAGAAUUUGAGGAGAUUGUCCAGAUUGUGCUGCGGAAGUCCCUCCAGGAGUGCUUGGGGAUGGGAUCUGGCCUUGAUUUUGCAGAGACUUCUUGUGCCCAACCCAUAGUAUGUACCCAGUCAGACAAGGAACCAGCCAUCACUACUUCUGCUACUGAUAAUCAUAAUGCUGAUAGAGAGAAGGUAAUGGUACCUCAUACUCCAGAGAUUUCAGCCUCUCAGGACAAUGAUGUUGUCUCUGAGAUAAGCACAUCUAAGUUAGGCCAGCCAGAUCCUGCACCCUCUGGGAAGAAAUUCAAUAGACUCCCUUUAAGCAAAAGAAAGAAGGAAGCUCAAGAUGAGAAAAUGGAGAAAGUCCAAGGUGGACGUGAGCAUAGACAGAAAGACCAACUGAAGAAAAUGAUUCAGGAUCAUUCUCAGAUCAGGAACCACCAAAAAGGAAAGCAAAGUGGUUUUGGGCAAUGUCUGAUCUGGGUCCAGUGUUCUUCUGCAAACUGUGAGAAAUGGAGGCGGCUGUGUGGGAACAUUGACCCCUCAGUUCUCCCAGAUAAUUGGUCCUGUGAUCAGAAUACAGACUUGCAGUAUAAUAGCUGUGAUGUUCCUGAGGAGACCUGGACAGGACAUGAGAGUGAUAUAGCCUAUGCCUCCUACAUCCCAGGAUCCAUCAUCUGGGCCAAGCAAUAUGGUUACCCCUGGUGGCCAGGCAUGGUAGAAUCUGAUCCUGACUUGGGGGAAUAUUUUCUUUUUGCUUCUCAUCUUGAUUCCCUGCCGUCUAAGUACCACGUGACAUUUUUUGGAGAAACAGUUUCUCGUGCUUGGAUCCCAGUCAACAUGUUGAAGAACUUCCAGGAGCUGUCCCUGGAGCUAGCAGGAGUGAAAAAGUACAGGAACAAAGACUGCAGCCAGAAACUGGGGGCAGCCCUAAUGAUGGCUCAAAAGGCAGUACAGAUCAGCAUUCAGGAACGAGUUAACUUGUUUGGUUUCCAGAGCCGAUACAAUGGAUCUGACAAUAGUGGGGAAGGAAAAGACUUAAUGCUCUCUGGGACUAACAGCCCAGGUUCCUGCUUGGAGAAAGAGCAGGAGAAGGAAUCAGAGGUAGAAGAAGAGGAGGAGGAAGAGCAAAAAGACCCACCUUUGUCCAGUCCCAAGUCAGUCAAAACACAAACAAAAAAACACAAGCCAAAGGGGGGUGGGGGUGAUGCAGGCAUGGCAGAUGGACAAGGUGGAACCUUGAAAAGGAAGACAGUGAAGAGAUCUCUGGGCAGUGAAUCCACAGCUCCUCCUGCAUCCAUCACAGGAAGGAAAGAAGGCCAUAGGAAUUCAGAUUCCGACCAGCCAGGCCCUAAGAAAAAAUUUAAAACUCCCCAAAGCAAGGUCUCAGCGACCAGCUUAUCUGAGGAAAAAGAAGGCGGAAUGGUGCCAUGGGGCCUGAGUCCCCCAGCUCAUGCUGGGGCCCAUGCCUCAGCCAGGAAGGAAGGGCCUAGACUCCAGGAACCACUGAUUCAGGAGGCUGGAAGUGUCCCCCAUGAAGAUGAAGCCUCCAGUGACCUGGACCUGGAGCUACUCAUGGAAGAUGUUGAAAAAGAGCCGGAGCAGAGAGGAGAGCUGCAGCACAGAGACGACGAAGAGGAGUUUACCAUGGCAUUCUAUGAGGAGUAGUUGUGUGCUCUCGCCCUCCUUCCUGUUCUGCCGUCCUUGGAGCACGGAGGGGAGAGCCUGCCAGUGGGUCCCUGAGAAAUCGCUAAGUGUUGGGGUUAAGUGACUCUCAGGUUCAAGUCAGAGUUGCGCAGUUUAUAUGUUAAUAAAGCAGGUCACCGGUUGGUUGGUUCA